Messenger RNA from Brassica napus (rape), 2540 nucleotides. RefSeq names its product UDP-glycosyltransferase 73D1-like. Bases 807 to 2315 code for a protein of 502 amino acids. Lineage: Eukaryota; Viridiplantae; Streptophyta; Magnoliopsida; Brassicales; Brassicaceae. Gene Ontology annotation, molecular function: UDP-glycosyltransferase activity. The record is from RefSeq and is a predicted model, not a curated record. The transcript has a single exon.
AUAUCGUGAAUUACGUUCUUAUAGAUUAUCCAUCAUUUUAUUACUUUAGCUUGAACAUGUUUAGAAAUUCUUUGUGGAUGUGGGAGAAAUUAUUUGUAGAUGUGUGACCAAAAAAAUAAGUGUAGUUUAUUGAUAUAGAUAACAAAAUCAAUUUUAUUAAAAAGAAUAUUAUAAUAGAACACAAAUCGAAAGGUUACAAAGGUAAUAAAAGGUUAACAGACCCCAACGGUGUUCCCAGUGAGUGACCUUAACGUUUACGUACAACCUUCUUAGAUACGCUCAUUGACUUCAUACUUUGGCCAGAUGCUUGACCUUGUCGUAUUUUUUACACUGAUAUCAUAAUCAAUAAUUAUAAAAUUGUUUUCGUUUCGACGAAGUUACCUUUACGUAAUUGUUAGCGAAAUUUUCAUUUCUUUUAUAUAAAUGAUAAAAUAACUCACAUUUUUAAUUGUAAUGUGUAUGUUUGUUCGUACGUCGUUGAGUUAAGGAUUUCAGUUUCCUCAUACAUUUCUUGAUAAAAAUGAGGUAGCUCACCAUUGUCACGGUAUAGUGACUAGGUCACUUUCGUCAUCGAUCAAAAUUUGAAACAGUGGUGAUGUUGGUUGGUUCUCUAAACAAUAGUUUUUUUUUUUUAAAUGACUUAUUCAAGUCAAUAUAUUUAGCUUUUGAAGACUUGCCCAAUCCUAAAUAAACUCCAUUACAAGAUUCAUACACACGUAUAUAUAUACACAUAUUAGCAGGCUGUGUGUGUAUCCUCUAUAUGCUAUCUCUCCUUUAUCUUUAAACAUUUGAUAAGCCCAAAAAAAAUGGAAACUAAAAUGGUUUCAAACCCUAAAAGACUUCACUUUAUCUUGGUCCCUCUCAUGGCUCAAGGGCAUCUAAUCCCCAUGGUUGAUAUCUCCAAGAUUCUUGCGCGACAAGGCAACAUCGUUACCCUAGUUUUAACCCCUCAAAAUGCUUCAAGAGUUGCGAAGACAAUAGAACGUGCGAGAUCAGACUCAGGUCUCCAAAUCAACCUGGUGACAUUCCCAAUUGCCUACAAAGAAUUUGGUCUUCCUGAAAAUUGUGAGACUCUCGACACUUUGCCCUCCAAAGACCUCUUACGCAAAUUCUUUGACGCUGUGGAAGAACUCCAGGAGCCCUUAGAAAGGUUUCUUGAGGAACAAGAAACCCCUCCAAGUUGCAUAAUCUCCGACAAAUGCCUUUUUUGGACGUCCAAAACCGCGAAAAAGUUCAAGAUCCCGUGGGUUUCGUUCCACGGAAUGUGUUGUUUCAAUCUUUUAAGCUCCCACAACCUCCAUCUUCAUAGCCCGCACCUAUCCGUUUCUUCAGACUCAGAGCCUUUUACAAUACCAGCAAUGCCACAUAGGGUCCAGAUAGCUAGAUCUCAGUUAUCUGGUGCGUUCAGGAAACAAGCAAAUAGGGAUGACGUUCGCCGCGAGAAGAUGCGUGAAUCUGAAGCAGAAGCCUUUGGAGUUAUUGUUAAUAGCUUCCAAGAAUUGGAACCUGGCUAUGGAGAGGCCUACGCUGAGGCCAUCAAGAAGAAGGUAUGGUUCGUUGGACCCGUUUCUUUAUGCAAUGAUCGUAUGGUGGACUUAUUCGAUAGAGGUAACAACAGUAACAUGGCGAUUAGUGAGACCGCAUGCUUGAAGUUUCUGGAUUCCAUGAAACCGAAGUCUGUCUUGUAUGUUUGUCUAGGUAGCCUCUGUAGACUAAUACCUAAUCAAUUGAUAGAACUGGGGUUAGGGUUAGCAGACUCUGGAAAGCCCUUUAUUUGGGUGAUCAAGACCGAGGAAAAACACAUGACUGCGCUAAAUGAAUGGCUAAAACUUGAAAUGUUCGAAGAGAGAGUUAAAGGUAGAGGGAUAGUGAUAAAGGGUUGGAGUCCUCAGGCUAUGAUACUCUCACAUGGCUCUACCGGAGGGUUCUUGACUCAUUGCGGUUGGAACUCGGCCAGCGAAGGGGUAUCUUUUGGUGUACCAAUGAUCACAUGGCCGAUGUUUGCUGAACAGUUUCUCAAUGAGAAACUCGUAGUGGAGGUGUUGAAGGUUGGGGUUAGGGUUGGUGUGGAGAUUCCUGUGAGAUGGGGAGACGAGGAAAGAGUUGGAGUGUCGAUCAAGAAACAUAGUGUUGUGAAAGCUAUAAAGCUUUUGAUGGAUGACGAUGGAAAUGAAGAUGGUGAAUUCUUGGGACGAAGGAAACGCAUUCAAGAACUUUCAGUAAUGGCGAGAGAGGCUGUGGAAUUGAAAGGAUCUUCGAGUACUAACGUUUCAUUGUUUAUCCAAGAUGUCAUGGAGAAAGUGAGUCUCGAAUAGAAUAUUCCAAGGUACUAUAUAAGCUAAUGUAAAAGAAUAUGUUGAACUUUAUUAGUGAUAUGAUUAUUAUGAAGCUUUUAAAGAUGUAAGUUGCCAUACAUAAUGAUGAAAAUGUAUUCAUUAGAGAUAGGAUGUCUAUGAUAAUUUCAAAGCUUCUAGAAAUGUAAGAAGCAUAUACAUAGAAAUGUAAGAAGCAUAUACAGUAUAUUGAUGAAAAUUUAUUCA